AUGUCCGCCGUUUCCCCAUCCUCUUCAACAAGUCCUAAAGAACUUAUAACUCAUGAUCUACGCACCAUGGAAAAAAAAAAAGAAAGUAUUGACGGGGAUUCAACUCCCGAUCGAAAGAUUUCGACAACUCCUCCUUCCGAGAAUUUUGAAAUUACGACUUCACCAGUACCUUUAACACCUAAAGAGAAACAGGAACAACCGUAUAGUAAUAGUAAUGAAAGCAAAAAUGAUAACACCAUUCCAAAAAAUGAUAGCGAAUCAAAUCUAGGCAUCAGGAUCGAAGGGCAAGGAUUUUUUUCUAUUUUCGAUGGUCAUGCCGGGAAACAAGCAGCUGAAUGGUGCGGAAAUCACUUUCACAAGACAUUCCAAGAAGUUCUUCGGGAGCACCCUGAUCUCCCUAUACCGGAGGUUUUCCAUUUAGCUUUUCUGCAGGCAGAUAAGCAACUUAAUCAAAACGCGGGAAAGCACUCCGGGUGUACAGCUAUUUCCGCCUUUUUGAGGUCGGAGGAAGUACCGGAGGUUGAUGAUGAUGUUAAUAAUAAUAAGGAAUCUGCCACCUCUAAUGGUACGGGGUCUAAAAAGGUUAAGCGCGUAUUAUACACCGCGAAUGUUGGUGAUGCACGCGCUGUUUUGAGUCGAAAUGGAAAAGCGGUUCGAUUAUCGUACGACCAUAAAGGAAGUGACCCUCAAGAAGCCAAGAGAAUUGUUGAUGCUGGUGGAUUUGUCAUGAAUAAUCGUGUCAAUGUGACGCGAUCACUAGGAGACAGCUCAAUGAAGGAAUUUGUCAUAGGAAAUCCAUAUACCGCUGAAAUUGUUCUAACAGAAAAGGAUUCCUUUUUGAUACUUGCUUGCGACGGGUUGUGGGAUGUGUGUGAUGAUCAAAGCGCUGUUGACCUUAUUAAGGACGUCACAGACCCUCAGUUGGCGAGUAAAACAUUGACCGAGCACGCCUUACAAAAAUUCAGCACCGACAAUCUAAGUGUAAUGGUAGUUAGAUUUAUUAACGGAUAA
This is a messenger RNA of Acaulospora colombiana, 1011 nucleotides long. NCBI's taxonomy places the organism in Eukaryota, Fungi, Glomeromycota, Glomeromycetes, Diversisporales, Acaulosporaceae. The record is from the annotation of a GenBank genome assembly.